Molecule: messenger RNA, 543 nt
Organism: Monascus purpureus
Lineage: Eukaryota; Fungi; Ascomycota; Eurotiomycetes; Eurotiales; Aspergillaceae
Source: the annotation of a GenBank genome assembly
AUGUUCUAUCUAGCAAAUCCUCACACCCGGUUCACUCUGCCUCUUGUUCUGAUGAAAUGUUUCCAGUGGGAAUUUCUAUCCCCAGUUCUACCGCGCCUCUUCCUAAUAAUCUUCCGCUACGCCCAGCCCACGCUUAUUAGCAUCACCAUUGGUUUUGUGCAGAACGAACAUGCGCCGCAUACGCUGACUGAUGCGGGAUACUGGCUUAUUAUCCUUACUGCCAUUAUAUACUCUGGCCUCGCAAUUUCAACAUCUUCAUACCGACACCAACUCAAUCGACUACAAGUAAUGACACGGGGUGCGCUGGUGGGACUCAUCCACGCAAAAUCCCUAAGGGCAGAGAUAUCACCAGUGGAAGACAGGAAGGCUUUAACACUUAUGAGCACUGAUGUAGACAAUGUCAGCACUGUCGCGGAAAUGUUUCAUGAGACUUGGGCUCAAGUGACCGAAGUCUUGAUCGGGACGACGCUCCUGGCAAGGGAGAUUGGGUGGUUCGCAUUACUACCUCUGAUCAUUAUAUUCGGUAUGGUCUGCACUCAUUAG